Molecule: messenger RNA, 1584 nt
Organism: Helianthus annuus (common sunflower)
Lineage: Eukaryota; Viridiplantae; Streptophyta; Magnoliopsida; Asterales; Asteraceae
Exons: 1
Coding region: 1-1584 (527 amino acids)
Molecular function (GO): RNA-DNA hybrid ribonuclease activity; nucleic acid binding
Source: RefSeq, a predicted model, not a curated record
AUGGCCAUGAUAGAUGAUAUAGCUGAAACUAUCCGUAUCAUGCAAGAUGCUAAUAUGAAACUAAACCCUGGGAAGUGCUGUUUUGGGGUAGAAGAAGGGAAAUUCCUGGGGGUGGUGGUCACUAAGGGUGGAAUCAAAGCUAACCCGGAAAAAACUCAAGCUGUGACUGAAAUGCGAUCCCCCAGGUCCUUGAAAGACAUCCAACAGCUGAAUGGAAGGCUAAUCGCCUUAAACCGCUUUUUAUCAAAAGUGGCAGACAGUACCCUUCCCUUCAUGAAGGUGCUGAAGGAGUGCCUUCAAACGGACAAGUUUAAGUGGACCUCUGAGGCAGAAACCGAUUUUCAAGAAAUGAAGGCUUACAUCUACAAACUCCCAACCCUAGCCACCCCAGUACCCGGGGAGCAUCUACUCUUGUAUCUAUCGGCCUCAAAAACAACUAUAAGUGCGGUUAUGAUGGUGGAACGGGAGGGAAAGCAGAUACCAAUAUAUUUCAUCAGCAGAACCCUCAAGGGCCCCGAUGAACGCUAUAUGCCCCUAGAGAAACUGGCUCUAGCUCUCGUCUUUGCAUCCCGAAGGCUCAGAAGGUACUUCCAAGGACAUAAAAUCACCUUAAUGACAGACCAACCCCUCCAAAAAGUGCUAAGGAGGCCGGAGUUGUCGGGGCGGCUGGCUAAGUGGGCCGUAGAGCUGGGGGAACACUUCUUGGAGUUCAAACCCAGGACAGCCAUGAAAGGACAAAUACUAGCCGAUUUCUUAGCAGAAGUCCCCGAGGAUGAGGAAAAAGAACUUUUAAGAUGGGAGGCCUUGGAAAGGGAAGAGAAAGAGAAGGAAGACGAGGCUGUGUGGAAACUACUCACAGACGGAGCCUCUAGCGAAGAAGGGAGUGGAGCGGGCAUUACGUUAACAAGCCCUGAAGGAGUUGAGCUAACCUACGCCAUCAGGUUAGAUUUUGAAAACACCAACAACACUGCGGAGUAUGAAGCCCUCUUGGCAGGAAUGAGGCUGGCCAAGAAAAUGAAUGCGAAGCAUAUAGAAGCCAGUACCGACUCGCAGUUAGUGGUCAAACAAUACCAAGGGGAAUACGAGGCAAAAGACAACACCAUGGCUCAGUAUGUAGCGAAGGUAAAAGAGACAACUGAAGCUUUCAAGACCUUCAAGUUAGAAUACAUCCCCCGCGGGAAGUACAGAAAAUCUGAUGCCCUCAGCAAACUGGCUUCUGUGGCAUUUGACCAUCUAGCCAGAGAAGUCAAAGUGGAGGUACUGACUUCCCCUUCUCUCAGCACAGAAGAGGUGGCUGCAGUCGAAAACGCACAAGAAACAUGGAUGACACCGAUUGCAAAAUUCCUCAGAGAUGGAACAUUACUCGAAGGAGACUGGGCAGCUAGGAAGGUAAGAGUUAAAGCCUUACAGUAUGAGCUGGUUGAUGGAGAACUUUACCGAAACUCAUACCUGGGCCCAUCCUUGAAGUGCGUCGACAUGGAAGAAGCUAAGUAUGUGAUCAGAGAAAUACAUGAGGGGAUUUGUGGAAUGCAUUCGGGGCCAAGGACGGUAGUAGCAAAGGCAAUGAAUGCGGGAUUCUAUUAG